GGAGUGUGUGUCGAGACAAGCCGGACCGCCAGCCUCCCCACUGCCACAGAUCAGAAAACCGCUCGGGAGCAGAUUCCAAUCGAUUCAAAAGGGACAGAAACUGCCAGCGAGAAGAGCCCAGUCCACCCCACUGCACCAACAGGAAGAUGUGCAAUGCAUUGGGACCUCGGUGGGCAUUGAAGCGGGUGAUAUUAUGGUCAAGAAAACACGUACAGCUAAAACUGCGAAUCCGCUGAAUGCAAUGACCAACGUUACGCGCGAGGUCACAUGGGAGGGUCAAAAGAAACAGAACAAAAAGUCCCAGACAACUCCUUUCCAGUUUGAGCUCAAGUUCCCACAGAAAACGACGGCUGUGUCGUCGCUGUCGCAGCUGAUGAAUGAGAGCCGCGCAAAGUCCCAGCCAUUUGAAGAGUAUUCCCGG
Sphaeroforma arctica JP610 is the source of this 421-nucleotide messenger RNA. RefSeq lists its product as hypothetical. NCBI's taxonomy places the organism in Eukaryota, Ichthyosporea, Ichthyophonida. The annotation marks the transcript as partial. The transcript is spliced from 4 exons. The record is from RefSeq and is a predicted model, not a curated record.